This is a messenger RNA of Apis florea (little honeybee), 2007 nucleotides long. It is a transcript of the gene spz5, whose product is annotated as spatzle 5 Toll-1 receptor. NCBI's taxonomy places the organism in Eukaryota, Metazoa, Arthropoda, Insecta, Hymenoptera, Apidae. Gene Ontology annotation, biological process: central nervous system formation; innate immune response. Gene Ontology annotation, cellular component: extracellular region. Gene Ontology annotation, molecular function: Toll binding; growth factor activity. The record is from RefSeq and is a predicted model, not a curated record.
CGUUUAAAAUCGUACAGGACAAACCCCGACGGAAUCUGGACUUAACGCCACGGAAUACAUAUAUACGGUGUCAGUGGCGGUGACUAAGAUAUCGACGGUCAUACUCGUUCUCUAUAGCCCGAAUAUACCGUCACAUAGUGGUGCUUGUAAUUAAUUUUUCAAGUGUGAAUUAGACUAUAAUUAUUGCAUCCGUGUAUCAUACUUAAUCGAAAUAUUUAAAUUAAAUUUAAAUAAUCUUAAAUUUAAAAAAAUCUUUAUAUGCACAACGAAAAGUUUCAUUCGUUUCAAUCACUGAUUUUACUGAUUCCUGUUCAUGUAUAAUCCAUUAGUUAUCCUGUAAUUCACUCGCGCAGUCCAUUUUUAAGAAAAAUGUUUUUUUUUUUUAACAAAUUAAUCGUUCGCAGCAAGACAUAUCUUUUUCGCGAUCGACAAUAUCUGUCAACGGUCGCGCCACACAUGACUCAAUGAUUACACAUCGGUGUUUCUACGAUCCAUCUAGCUUGUAAAGCGCAUCCGCGGAUAUAUCGACACGUGCUUCACUAUAAUCAUUUAUCGUGUUACGGUAACCUAGUUCCGUGAGAGACUCGCGCAAAAUUUAUAAUUAUGUGAUUUGAUUUUUUUAAAAGAUACCAACCCUCGCGAAAGAUAUCGCGGUGUGGUUAAAAUUAGUUACAAAGGAUAGUGAUAUAAUUGUUUUGACUUGGUGAAGUGUUUUCAAACUGAAUCUAUUAUGGUGGUCCGAAUUUAUUUUAUCAUCUCGAAAAUGAAAUUAUUUUUGGCCGUAAUAAUGAUUGCAUCCUUAGCGAACGCUUACGAUGUGCCUUGCCCCAAGUACGGAUGUCCAGGACGACCACGUUACGAGCCUUUUGUACCUGCACCUCCAGGGCACACUCCAAAUUGCGCAAAACCGGGACAAACGUUUUGUGAAAGUCUCGAUCAUUAUCCCCGACAGUUAAUUAAAUUUCUUGUGGACAAAUGCAGUUUUGACUUCAGCUCUGUGUUGAGAGACGAGUCCAGAGAGAAUUUCAAUGUUUACAGGUCGUUUCCGGCGGGUUAUGAUUAUCCAGCGCUCGGGGAUGGUCAGUUCCAUUCUGCAUUACCGUUUCUACCGCCAUCUCAAUAUCCCGGUCAAGAACCUACGCUUCUUUAUGGAGCUUCGUUGAACGACACUCAUAGCUACAAGUACACCACACCGGCUCAAGGGAAUCCGUUUCUGAGCGACGAGUCGACGUCUUUCAAAUACCAUUCUGAAGGACAAAGAGUUACGUCGGACCAUCCCUUCUACACUCAAUCUCAACCCUUGAACGCCUUUGGACAGACGCAAGCAUGGUGGACGAACAGGUAUGUGCGAAACAGUAAACUCGCACCUCGUACAUUAUUUGAAAAUCCCUUAUUGAAAUACAGCAAAUUGAGCAAGAGGCGGCGAAAAAGGCAAUCCGAUCCUGAUGCGAUCUCACUUUGUCCAACUGAGACACAGUAUAUUACGCCGAGAGCGGCUCUGAAUAAUCAAGGAAACUGGAUGUAUGUAGUGAAUCUUGAAGAUAAGAAUCAGAAAUAUUCGCAGGUAGUAAGAAGUGAAAAAUGCACAAUGAGUGUCUGCAAUGGUAUUUGUUCUGUUCCUACGGGAUACACCAGCAGAUGUCAGCAGCAGUAUGUUCAAAAGCGAUUAGUAGCGUUACAAGGAAACGGAAACCAGUUGUAUACUGACAUAUUUUGGUUCCCUCAUGGUUGUUCAUGUGAAAUUAUUCCAAAUUACUGAGAAAUGGAUUAAUUGAAUCUUGAAAACGAGAAAAAUUUAAAACAAUUACAUUUUCGUAUGAAAAUGCAAUAUUACGAAAUCUUCGAGAUGAAGAAAUUAUCUCGUUAAUUUGAGCUUUGAAAGCGGAGAAUUGCCAUGGUAGUUAAUUGAUGAAGCAAUGAACGAGACCCGAAAUAUAUGAAUUUCGAUGUCCUACAUGAAUAAACAACUGAAUAUAAUUAAUUAAGAGGAAAAUGCCAAUUUAUAUA